Microthlaspi erraticum is the source of this 393-nucleotide messenger RNA. Lineage: Eukaryota; Viridiplantae; Streptophyta; Magnoliopsida; Brassicales; Brassicaceae. The record is from the annotation of a GenBank genome assembly.
AUGUCGAUCGUUUUAAGACACAGUUACCUUGUCAGAGACGUUUUCGUUGUUCCGUUUCACACAAAACAAGGAAUUGGUUUCCAUUACUUCUGUCGUAACUCUGUUUUACAUCUUCAUCAAAAAGUUCCUCUCUCUGCCUUUAAACGCUUCUUUAAACCACGAGAAGCUCCUUUGAAACCAACAAAACAACAAACGCAUUCUAAACCUGAUCCGGUUAAUGAGAAGCCGGUUCAAGAACCGAACAGAAUCAAGGUCACACAACCGCGGAAUCAAGAGCGAGAACUUUUUAACGGUUCGGUCACAAUGGGUGCUGCUCCAUCGCCGAGACUCUUGCCGAUUCCGAAGUUUUACGUUAGAGAGAUGAUUAAAAAGUCUUUAAACCUAACGACUUGA